Messenger RNA from Camelina sativa (false flax), 1077 nucleotides. NCBI's taxonomy places the organism in Eukaryota, Viridiplantae, Streptophyta, Magnoliopsida, Brassicales, Brassicaceae. The record is from RefSeq and is a predicted model, not a curated record.
AUGGUUGAGCUAGUUGAGCAGGCUGCUAUGGUUGAGAGGGGACUUGAGGAGGAAGCUUAUGACCUUAGGAGUACACAGCAGAAAGCAACCAAGGGAGCAAAAUCACUUAAGCGAGCAGGAGAUAACCGUGGUGCAGGAUCGGGAAAGAAUAACCAACAGUGUAACAUGUGUGGAAAGAGGCAUGGAGGAGUGUGCUGGAGUACUUCUGGGAAGUGUUUCCAUUGUGGGAAGAUUGGUCAUACGUGGGCGAAUUGUUCAGAGAGAGACAAUAAUUACAGGAGGUGUGGAAAGCCAGGUCAUUUUGCACGGGAAUGCAGAGGGAAUAUAAUAGGCGGACAUCAAGGCAGUAAAAACCAAGGAAUCUUGCCUCCACCUCCUAAAAGGCAAGCAAUUGGAUCUCGGGUGUAUGCUGUAGCAGACGAGGAUGGUGCGGAACCGAUGGGUGUCGUCGACGGUUCCCCUGUCGCUUCCACUAUAGCCGACGGUUCCCCCGUCGCGGCGGGUAGAGGCAACAAUGGAGGAUUACCCUGUAGAAGGGUCUGGAUGAAAAUUGAAACUGCGGGAACUCAAGUAGUAGGAUCAUCAAGGACUUAUCGGGAUGUUCAUGUGGUGAUAGAAGGAGUAGAGUUACUUGGUAAUUUUAUUGAGAUGGAGUUGAGACGCUAUGAAGUAAUUUUUGGCAUAGACUGGUUAAAGCGACAUGACGCCAACUUGGACUGCCGGGGAGCACGGGUUACCAUUAACCGAAGUGAAGGGAAUUUGGUAUUUCUGGGAGUUGUAACAAAUAACGGGAUACCUAUUAUUUUGAUGAUUCACACAGAGGAGUUACAGUGGAAUAGGCCUGAAGCAUAUUUGGCGACAAUUUCUAUUGAGGGGGGAGACACAACAGUAGAGUUGGAUGACAUUCCUGUAGCAUCAGAAUAUGCAGAUGUUUUUGAACCGCUCAAAGGACCACCACCAGAUAGAGGAGAUUAUUUCACUAUUGAGUUGGACCCAGGGACUGCUCCAAUAUCCAAGGCGCCUUACCGUUUAGCUCCAACAGAAAUGGCGGAAUUAAAGAAGCAGUUGGAUUUGUGA